This is a messenger RNA of Cottoperca gobio, 2128 nucleotides long. RefSeq lists its product as uncharacterized. The coding region runs from base 227 to 1432 and encodes 401 amino acids. The transcript is spliced from 8 exons. NCBI's taxonomy places the organism in Eukaryota, Metazoa, Chordata, Actinopteri, Perciformes, Bovichtidae. The record is from RefSeq and is a predicted model, not a curated record.
UUGGCUACAGGUGUGUUCGGUUGCUAAGCACCGCGCAGAGAACAGAGAGGAGAAGCUUCAGUGUUUGUUUUUUGCAUCCCGUCAGAUGUUUUAACCGUUUCUCUCUCAGUCUUUAUGAAAUAACAUUACACAUCCGGGUUAAAUGUGUUCGCAACAGUUCCUCUAACGUCAGCUUUCUAUACGAACAGAUCAUCGACCGUAAUUUGGACGUCGUUUUCAUCCGGACAUGGGUCGACACAAGUACCGUGUCAGACGUGACAGCGGAUUACCCAACAAACGAGAUACACCCGUGAAAGCAGCACUGAACAGACGAGAGAAGUACAAGACGCGUUAUGAAGCAUUAUCUGAGGAGAUGACUGUCAGACCAAACAAUCCAGUGUUGACAAGCAUUAAGCCUGUCCACUGCAAAUCUGUGUUACGCUCGAGCAGCCUUCCAUUUACUGAAAACCCCAGAGACAAAGCCGUCUCGCCUGCUGCGCCAGCUACUAAAAAAUCUGGCUACAGAGUGUCACCAGCAGGUCACACAGCCAUUUGCAUGACUCCCGAGCCAGUGGCUUUUAAAGGUGGGGAUAUUCCAGGUAAAGAAGAAGAGCAAAGCUUGGCAGUGACUACGGAAAGCAUCACGUGUUCUAGCAUGGAGUCAGACAACACUUGCAGCUCUGAUGAUGAUGAUGAUGAUGAUGAUGAUGAUGAUGAAGACUGUUAUUCCUCUGCCUCUACAAGUUCCAGCAGUUUUCCUUCCCCAGAGAUAUUCAGAAGAGAGAGCUAUGUGGAAACCUUGACUUUCCCCAUUAAGUUGGAGCCGGGUCUCCAUCUUCACAUAAAAAACUCCACCCUGCUGGAUGAGAGCCACGCAGAGGGCAUCUACAUGUAUCAUCCCCCCAACCUUUCUGACAUCACCGGUAAUAAUAGCUCUACGAUUGUUCCUGAAACGAACUGUGAGAUCAACCAAAACAGAGAACCUGAAGCUGAGACCAAAAUACAUACGGACUCUUUCAAAUCAGAGAAGGAUGUCAAGUGGAAAACCCCAUCAAAACUCACCAACAGAAGGCCCAUUUUGUACAAGAAGAAGGUAUGGUUCAAAAGCCCCAUCAUUGCUGAGACCGUUGAAGCAAAACACAUCCUAGCCACCAAAUUAACUAUUUACAACGCCAAUGAACCGGCCCACACAUCCAGCACGGCUGAGCAGAUUCAGCCUGACGCAGACACAUUCACAGCGGGUGAGAUCAGUUCUAAAGAAGCAUUACAACUGACGGGGGUGUUGCAAAGGCCUGUAAAAAGUAACCCGGAGAAAGUCACGUUCUUUGACUUUAUCGAUGACAGUGAGAGGGAUGCGUUCUUUGAGGAGAUGAGAAUAAGGUGUGUCGAACUGGAAAGUGCUCCUUUAUUUCCUCUCACAGCUCCUAAGUACACUGAACCUUCUGUUCUGUGACAUAUGAAGCCAGAAUAUUGUAUAUUAAGAUUUGGGCUUUCUCCCAUAAUCGAGAUCAAAGAGGUCUGUAUGUGAAUUAUCCUGUUAAAGAGUAGCCUGAGUUCAUGAGGCUGUCUAAAUAUGGACAAUUAAAUUGGGUGUACAGUUUAAUCAGUAAACAGUUAUUAUAAUAAGAAUAAUUCAAAGGGAUGCCACAUCCUGCCAUGUAUGUAAAGACCUGCACAUCUGCGAUCAUAGUGUAAGUGACCUUUCAACUUUUAUUGCUUGUCAACCUGGUUCUUAUUUUUAUUACAUCAUUUACUCUACAGACUGUGGCAGACAUCUGGUUAUGAAAAUGCAUCCAAAUCAGCCUCUGAUAUCUUUGUAUUUUGCAGUUAUCAAACAAGUGUCUGGUGCAAAAUGACCACUAGAUGUCAGACCUGCAUUUUCUUAAAUAGUCAUAUUUUGAGUGAUUGUUUUUCCAUUUUCCAUAUAUGAAAUAUACAUGUUGUUUGUGCUUAUCUGUAUUUAUUAUCUUGGCAUAUGUGCCUAAUCUAAAUGUUUAAUGUAAGCUAAAAGAUCAAAUAUUCGUUCAUUUGACUUUGUGGUUUUCUAUAUUUGUGAGUCAAUGGCUUUGCAAAUUUACACACUUCUGAGCGUCAAAAAUAAAUUAAUGUACAAUAAAUCGCCUUCAUAAAUAAAUAAUUCUUGUUGGAC